Messenger RNA from Mus musculus (house mouse), 1104 nucleotides. It is a transcript of the gene Gzmk, whose product is annotated as granzyme K. The record is from RefSeq and is marked validated. Bases 69 to 860 code for a protein of 263 amino acids. Gene Ontology annotation, biological process: zymogen activation; proteolysis; positive regulation of inflammatory response. Gene Ontology annotation, cellular component: extracellular region; cell surface; symbiont cell surface. The transcript has 5 exons. Gene Ontology annotation, molecular function: glycosaminoglycan binding; pattern recognition receptor activity; serine-type endopeptidase activity. NCBI's taxonomy places the organism in Eukaryota, Metazoa, Chordata, Mammalia, Rodentia, Muridae.
ACAGUCUCCUUCAUCAACCACGAAGCAAGCAGUUUGUCCGUGCUCCUUAACACCGAAGCCCUGUAAUUAUGAGGUUUUCUUCAUGGGCUCUGGUUUCCCUGGUGGCUGGCGUUUAUAUGUCUUCAGAGUGUUUCCAUACUGAAAUUAUUGGAGGGAGGGAAGUCCAGCCGCAUUCCAGGCCAUUUAUGGCGUCCAUCCAGUACCGCAGCAAGCAUAUUUGUGGAGGAGUCCUGAUCCACCCACAGUGGGUGCUAACAGCCGCCCACUGCUACUCUUGGUUUCCCAGAGGCCACUCUCCCACCGUGGUUUUAGGAGCACAUUCUCUUUCCAAGAAUGAGCCCAUGAAGCAGACAUUUGAAAUUAAAAAGUUCAUCCCAUUCUCACGACUUCAGUCCGGUUCCGCAUCGCAUGACAUCAUGCUGAUAAAGCUUCGCACUGCUGCAGAACUAAACAAGAAUGUCCAACUGCUUCACCUGGGAUCCAAAAACUAUCUUAGAGAUGGGACCAAAUGCCAGGUGACUGGCUGGGGAACCACCAAGCCAGAUCUGUUAACCGCCUCUGAUACCCUGAGAGAAGUCACUGUUACCAUCAUAAGUAGAAAACGCUGUAACAGCCAAAGCUACUACAACCACAAACCUGUUAUAACCAAGGACAUGAUAUGUGCAGGAGAUGCCAGAGGUCAAAAGGAUUCCUGCAAGGGUGACUCUGGUGGCCCUUUGAUCUGCAAAGGCAUCUUCCAUGCCCUAGUCUCUCAGGGCUAUAAAUGUGGCAUCGCCAAAAAGCCUGGAAUCUAUACGCUAUUAACUAAGAAAUACCAGACCUGGAUCAAAAGCAAGCUUGCCCCAUCACGUGCACAUUGAGAUUGCACAUUGAGAUUUUCCUGGAUCUGCCAGUCACUUGCUUCUUUUUCCAGGAUGCGCUUGCAGACCUGGCGUCCUCUUCAGAGGCAGCUGGCUAUAGGGAGGGCAUGGAACAGCUGGGAUGGAUUUCUGUUUCUCAGAAAUUCAUUUAGUUAGGGAGCCAUGCUCUUUUUUCACGUGUAUUAAUGAUUUGUUUUUACUGUGUUCGUUCAUCCUAAAUAAAAUGUGGACGUCUGUGUUUGUC